CACACACACACUGCUUUUAUAGAGAGAUGUGUUUUCUUAAAAAGGAAGCACCAGCACACCACAGCAUAGCGGACAGCACUGGCCAAAACAUCCAGAGCAUAGUCCGGCAGAUGUUUAAGGACCAGAAAAGUUAUCUCAGGAAAUAGAGAUGACUCUGUCCCUUCCUCCACAAUGUCCACACUGACCCCCUGGAUGUAAACAGGGGUCAACAGCACCUUGGUCCUCCUCAGGUCCACAACCAGUCCUCGGUCUUUGUCACACUGAGCUGUAGAUGGUUCCGCUCACGACAAGUUGUCCACAGUGGUCCUGAAGUCAUCCUCAGUACCUUCCCUGAUACAUCAAACUCAAGGUGGGCGUAAACACAGUUGAGCAGGUAGAUGGUGGCACGCUCAACUCCCAAGUUGGUGCUGAACUGUAGAGGGAGAGGAGCUGUAUGCAUUCUCCACGUUGGCACACAGCAAGCCGUAUGCAGCUGUAACCAUGGUGACGUGGUCGAAUCCACCCAAGAUAGAGAUGAACGUGCCGGGUGUUGAGUCUGUGACCAGGCUGUGGUGGAGUGGAUGAUGUCGUAUGUGAUAUAUAUUACCAAAGGGAGGAAUGUAAACAGUCACCACAGCAACAUGUGAAAACAACUUCAAUGUCCAGUCAACAGACAGUAACAUUUGGAUAUUACCACAACAAAUGCAUGCACUGGAGUACAAAGUGGCCUACAGUAGGCAAUUUGCCUCUGACAUGAUGUGAAUUAUGAAGUAGCAUAAAAUGGAAAUACUCAAGUAAAGUGCAAGGUGACGGCCUCAGGAAUUAUACUUACGUACAGCAUGAAUAAAUUAUUACGUUAAAUUUGACUAUUGUUUAUUCCGCAUUCUAAUAUGUACUUUCCCUCUUCUUUACCUCUUUCACUGUCACUAUUUUUAUACCUCACUGGCAAAACAUUUCUGUGACAUUUGUAUUAUUUCUUAAUGCAGAAGUCACACAAAUAUCUUGUGCUUGUUUGGAUGCGCAGUGGUUGGUUGUGAUUCUUAAGGGUAAAGUUUCUCCCAGUGUUCAUGCUCAACUGUUGCCAUGGUAGCAUGAGCGUGCCUGCGUCGGCACACCUCCGAAGAAGUACCUGUUUCUCAUUUGCAUUUAAAGAGACAGGCACUCAAAACCGACUGUUGUGAACAAGGCUGUUUUGGCAGGGUUAUUAAACUGUUACGAACUGCUACUGUGCUUCAUCCUUAUGAUAUAUUGACCAAAAAGCAUGUCACAGACAUUUCAUUAGGACUCCAGGGAACUAGGUUAACUUGUAGAAACAGAGAAUAAUAUGAGUUCUUUAAAUGACUCAUCGUGAUUGACGUUGACCUGUUUUGCAUUACAGUAACACCAGCACUGUAGACUGUAGUUACCGCUGUAGGCUGAGCCUUGCGUCAGGCACGUGAGUCAACAGAGAGACGGGCACCGACCUCAGACCAGGAACAGACCAGACCCACUGACUCAGAACGGCGCGAGACUUAACAGGGAACUCCAAACUACAGCGCGAAAUUAACGUCCAGCAGGAAAACUAAAUACUAUUUUUUAACAACCAGAGCGAGGAGGAGGAGGAGGAGGAAGUGCAGUCUGCCCCGGUGUUUGGGAGCGAGAGGAAUGGGCGCGGACAUCCAGGAGCAGGAGGACGAACUGCUCGCUCUCCACAGUAUCUUUGGUUCGGAUGAGUUUCUCCGGGAUGAGUCGAAGUUUGCCGGAGAACUCCGAGUGUGUGUCGAGCUGCCUUCCGCCUUCACUGUGGCUCUGAAAGAAGGUAAACAGGCCGAGUUGGGAACAAGGCUGUGGAGCUUUAAAUGUGAAACGCUGAGCCAGUACGAGAUAUCGUUCCUCCCUCCUCUCCUUCUGACCUUUGGGCUCCCUGAGGACUACCCAUCCUCCUCUCCUCCCUCCUUCACCCUCACCUGCAGCUGGCUGACACACUCACAGCUCUCUGCACUGAGUGCUCAGCUCACCGAUCUCUUCAAGGCCACCAGAGGCGCUGUGGUGCUCUUCAGCUGGGUGCAGUUUCUCAAGGAAGAUGCCCUCAGGUUCCUGGACAUCAAUACUCUGCUGGAGCUCCCCUCGGGUGACAGCAGCACACAGAACUGUAGCCAGGACUCAUUAGAUGUUGCACUCUCAAAACCAAAGAAUAACAAACACACUCCGACCACAGCACCGGCAGAUACUCAAAGUCUGGACCUCUCUGCAUUGGCACUGGAAGCUGAACAGACCCUCCAAACUUCGGAGAUUAAGGCUGGCUGCCAGGAUGAUCAGCCUAAACAAACCAGCCAGGAAGAUUUCUUAAAUGAAGGGAGUGUUUUGCUUCCCUCCAGCUCCUCAGGCCCACCUGAUGAAAGUAAGCAAGGAGCUGCAGCUCUGCCAAGAGAACCCCCUCAAAAUGGAGACCAAACCCUCUCUGGUUUCUCCCUGACUCCCUCACAAGCUCUCCUCUCCCAGAUCUUGAUCUAUGAUGCGGCCCAGCAGCAGAAACAGUUUGCCGCCACAGUGUUUGACUGUGGUGUGUGUUUUCAGGGCUUUCUCGGUCUGGACUGCGUGCAGCUGCCUGAGUGUGGCCACAUCUUCUGCCGGGCCUGUCUCUCCCACUUCUGUAAGCUCCAGAUAAGAGAGGGGAGCGUCCAGGGUGUAACCUGUCCUGAGGCAGACUGUGAGGCCGCUCCUACACCUGCACAGGUGAAGAGUCUGGUAGGAGAGGAACUGUUCAGUCGCUAUGAUCGUCUCCUGCUGCAGAAAACUCUGGACUGUAUGCCAGAUGUGGUGUACUGUCCCCGGCAUUCCUGUGGUUCACCUGUCAUCUGGGACAGGUCUGGCACUGCAGCGAUGUGUACUGUGUGUGCCUUUGCCUUUUGUGUCAUCUGCAAAAAGACCUACCAUGGGACAGAGGCUUGUCAGGGAAAGAAGAAGAUUGUGACAGAAAAUGACGCACAGCAACCCACUGCUGGCCUGCCACAGUCUGAAGAGGGGCUGAAGGCCCUGUGGGACGACUAUACCAGUGGCAGUAAGCAGAGGAAGAAACUCCUGGAGAGCAGAUACGGCCGCAAGACAUUGCUGGGUGGUGUGGUGGAUUGUCUGAGUGAAGGCUGGGUGGCCAUAAACAGCAAGAACUGUCCCUGCUGCUUCUCCAGAAUACAGAAGGACGGGGGAUGUAACGUGAUGAUGUGCUCUCGGUGUGGGCGGAUGUUUUGCUGGUCCUGCCUCACCAAACUGUCAUCGCAUGGAGACGGCCACUUCGAUGACGGUGCCUGCACUCGCUACACAUAGGACUUUGAACAGACACUUGAAAACAAAAGAUGACGUGAAGCAUGUUUUUCAAACAGUGAUCAUCCCAACACAGUCUGAAUCUGAUGGUUUUUGCUACUGACGAGCCACUGAAGUAAUUUAGUCUCAGUUUAUCCAAAAAAAUCCCAAAACAAACAGGUGCUAAAUUUGUCUCACUGUCAGAAAUCUAAAAUUUGAGUAUCUUCACCGUCCUCACAUCACUGAUGACAUCUUACUGUGUCAUGAGCAGUAGAGGGCGCUGAAUAACAAGAAUGACAAAACUGCUUGGUCACAUUCUAGUACCUUUACUUGAGAACCCUUUAUGGUUCCAUCAAGAAAAACAUUUUGUUUCAAAACAUGCUUUAUCAUUAAAGUAUUUGAGGAGGCUCUUUUUAACAGUAAUUUACAUGUAUUUAUUACUCAUUUAUUGGCCUUAUGCAAACAAAUUGUUACAUGACAUAUAAAAUGACACAAAUGUCUCUCUCGGUUGUCCAAACACGCCUUUGGACAAUUUGUUUAAGCUCUUUGAAGCUGCUGCCCUUACCUGAAAACCCAACCUGAAUUCUUAGUGAAGGUCUCAGGUUGGAUUUUCUAAUUCUGUGACUUUAUGCACUUUCUCGGGUGCCUCGUCUCAGUGCCUCUCUACGCUCCACUAACAGAGAGCAACAGUAGCUAACUUUAGUUUAGAAAUGGAGUCUGCCCACGUAAGCUAAUGACUGGCUUCCAGCUCAACACAGAAGGUUCACAGAGGCCAUUUAAUCAUCAAUCAAUGCGGUGAAAAAUGUUAUGUGAUGUAUGACAAAUAAUUUAUGAAAGACAAAGUCAGAAAAAUUAUACCACAGCCAUCCUCCCAAGUCAUGAUUAUGGUACCUGGUGGGGUAAUUGAUAGUUAUUUCUUUGACUGAAUAAUUCCUUAAUAAUAAGGUCUAUCAAAUCAGGAAGUAGAAAACAGUGCCCCUCAUACAUUCUCAGAGCCUUUGCUGAGGCUGAAACCAGUUAAAUUUUGCUUAAAAAUUGCUCAGAUGAUGAAUUUGGUAUCAAAAGGGUUGCUGUUGAAGGGUUGAUCAUCUAAUUGAUUAAUUGACUAAGCAUUGCAGCUCCAGUAGUGACAGGGAGUCACUCUUUAAACCCUUAGAGCUUAAUGUGGUUAAUGUUUUCCAAAGACAUAUUUUGCUCUACAAGAGUUAAAGUUGUGCGGUAUCUUCAUAAUAUCGAAUAAACAAACAACACGGUGCUAAGAAUAGUGCAAAAAAAAAAAAAAAGAAAUGCAAUGCUCUUUACUAAGCAAAUGUCAGGAGUUUUAGUACGAACUUAAGAUGUUAUUGUUUUCAUCUCAGUCUGUCCGAGCAUCCUGCAGUCUUGUCCCUCAGUGCAAAGGCCAAAUGAAACACUAGAUGGCAGGAACAACACACUUUAUACAGACAGUAUUCUGCUGUCUAUCUAUAUGAUGGUUUAUUCCUGGAUGUGGGUUCCAUCCUGUUGUAUUAAACUUCCAGCUUUCUCCCUUUGGAUGCUUUUACUCUUCCCAUUGUUUAAAUAACCAGACAUGUACUUUUAAAUAUUAUAAAUUAAUUGAAUGUACAGCACUUGUAAUGUUUGGAAGCAUGACAUAUUCCAUUUUAAAGCAAGAGAAUAUGACAAGUUUAUUAUUUUUAGUGUUUAACGAGUAUACAGAGAGUGGGAGAGGUGCAGAGUGUGCAGGUUGAUUUGAUGAAUAAUGAUGAAAUACCGCUGAAAACAUAAAGUGCAAACAUUAGUUGUGCAAAAUGUGUGUAUUUUUCAAAGUUAUAAUUUAAAAGAGAUGUAUUGCACUGUGCCAGAUAUUAUGGUUAUAAACUAUUGUUGUGCUGCAACAAAGCAAGAUGAGUUAUAAAAAAAAACUAGUAAAAAACUGAGCUUGUUUGAAUUGGACUUUUUUAAUCAGCAAAUGCCACUUUGUGUCACCUCGGAAACGUCACACUAAAGGACAAGGCUGUAUUAUUAUUCAUAGAAAUCAGUUGCAAAGAAAUCUUCCAGCCUUAAACUUAUUAUAGGAGUGUAUUCAGCCCCUAUUCUUUGGAAACACACAGUAUACACACAUUUUGAUGCCCUACAGAGAGCGCAAUGCAGGUAGGUAUCAGGCGUUUUGCAUCUACUGACUGACUUCCUGUUUUGGAAACCUUCCCCUUCCUUCCUCGCUAUUCUGUCAUAACAGUGGAACAAAGACCAGGGAUAUCCUUGUUGGACUGUCUGAGACUUGAUCUGGAGUCUACUGCUGUCUUUUAUAAGAAGCCAAAAAAUACUGGCCCUCUCUACUGUGUGUGUGUGUGUGUGUGUGUGUGUGUGUGUGUGUGUGUGUGUGUGUCUCCAUCUCUUCCAGGAAUAAUCCAGUGUCCACACGCGAGUCCUCACUUCCUCAUGAAUGUCUAAACAACUGUUUGCCUUUCUGACCCACAGUCCUGCAGCAGCCCCAGAGGACAGGAAGUGGGGGAAUGGUCAUGUGCGUGUUUGUGGUUGUCAAGCCUCUAUGGCAGCACAAGAUAUAUAAAAUACAAACAUGACAGGGUGAAAGGGCCUAGAGAAUUAUCACCUGAGUCUUGUGUACAUUUUGCUGGGUCAGCUAUUAGCUGCUGCUUAGGUUAAAUGGGCAUUUAUUUGUGUGGUUGCUGACUGUAGUGUGACCUUGUUGUGCUGUGGUUGUUUGAUCUUGUGUUGCUGCUGUUGUGUAUUUAGUUACAGCUCGUCAGUUUUGUGUUUAGUAUGGAGUCACUCCACAGAUCAGUGGAUAUUCCGGUGGUGGGUGGUACUGGCAGUCACUUUUGUUGGGGCUUUGCGUGCUGCUGCUUGUGUAGGGCAGCAGUUCUGUCGGUGAAAUACUGGCUGUGACCCUUUCGUUUCAUAGCUGCUGCUACCCACUGUUGUGUUGGUCACCUGCUUGGUGUGUGCGUGUAUGUGUGUGUUAACGCACUAAUUAUGCUACGCUGGUUUCGAAGCCAUUUCGUCAGUGGGAGUGGCACCCAUUGAUUUAGGUCCUGUUUAGAUUCUAUGACGAUUCUGAAGAUGAAGCGUAGAUUUUAUGCAGACUAUGUGGUUCAGCAGGACACAGUUAUCACGGCUGGUGUCCUUUCGUGUCAUAUUGACUCGUGAAGAAUUGUUUGAUCUUUAAGGAGGGAGGUGUUAUCAUCACCUCAUCAUCACUUUUUACUUAAUAUAGUUUAUGUUUGUGAAACGUGCAGUUAAUGCACUUUGUUGCUUCACCUUUGUUCAGUUGAUCUGUACUCAAUAGAAGUCUAGAGUAUGUGUUAGGAUCCAACUCCUCUUGUCUUUCUGUUAUUUGCCCUCAACUGCUGAAUCUGUUGCAUUUGCUUAUGAAGUUCACAGACUUCCCAUUCAAACACCAGUUUGC
This is a messenger RNA of Acanthopagrus latus (yellowfin seabream), 6664 nucleotides long. Its product is annotated as E3 ubiquitin-protein ligase RNF14-like. Gene Ontology annotation, cellular component: ubiquitin ligase complex; cytoplasm. Bases 1624 to 3282 code for a protein of 552 amino acids. The record is from RefSeq and is a predicted model, not a curated record. Gene Ontology annotation, molecular function: ubiquitin protein ligase activity; ubiquitin conjugating enzyme binding; zinc ion binding. NCBI's taxonomy places the organism in Eukaryota, Metazoa, Chordata, Actinopteri, Spariformes, Sparidae. The transcript is spliced from 7 exons. Gene Ontology annotation, biological process: protein polyubiquitination; ubiquitin-dependent protein catabolic process; positive regulation of proteasomal ubiquitin-dependent protein catabolic process.